AUGCUUCUUCGUAAGAAGCAAAGAGCCCUUGAUUCUGUAAUGGGAAACUUCGGUAAUGCACACCAAGCUGCGUCUUCCUGGAAAGAUCCCAUUCUGGAGGAAGAAAAAAGGCAAAUUACAUCGGAACUAGCUGAACAAAAGCGAUAUGAGAAGGCUCGUAAUGAUUUAAUGUUGGAUCGGGCUAAAUCUCAACGAGAAGCUGAAAUGAGACGCCUGUUUAGAGAAACUGCAUUGGAAACAGAACGCAAACGUGCGGCUGCUGUAGCAGCACUUCCUUCUCCCCAACCUGAUCCUCUCGAGCCACACUUUAAGCAAAAUAGCACUGGAUGUAUGCUCUGUCCACGAGUGAAAUCGAAGGAGUAUCAUUUAAUAGUUGAAGUGGACAGCCCCAAACAACAACAGAAUUUAACUAGUGGAGGCGUUAGAAUGAGGAUCGAGAAGGGUCAGUGUGAUGUGAAAGUAAGUCGUUGUACUGGAACAACCUCGGAAAAUGCCGGAAAUGCUUUCGAUGCAGCACUUGCUGAAAAUGAACGUAUUGAAAUUGAACAACAAAGGACUGCUCGUAUUGCAGCUGAGGCUUCCCUGAAAGCCCGAAUUCGGGACCAAUUAGCUCUCAAACGUGUACAAGCGAUGCAAGAAUACCAACAGUUAGUUCAACAAAUAGAUCCGAUUCCUACUAGUUAUUCUUAUAAAACCCAUCCUACUUUGUCCGCCGAGGAAUUCUUCAAGCAUCAAGAGGGGAGAUAUCUCUGCUCUGAUCUGGCUCGAUUAGGACCAGGUGAACGCGAUUAUCUCCCACCCCUCAUGAUAUCAGUUCAGCAGGGCACUUCCUUCGAACAACCCCAAUCGUCUCAUAUUCCUGAACAAUCAAUUAAAGAAGAAACUCCGCAUAAUUCUAUCAUAUCUAUGGAUCAAAUUAGAGAAGACUCUCAAGAAACUAGCCAAUAUGCGCUUAAAUCAGAAAAUAUCCGUUCUGACACAGGCUCUGAAAUCGCAGAGUUAGAAGGUGGUCGCCAAAUAGUCUCAGAUAAACGUCGUCAACUCUCAGAUUAUGAAAGAAAAAAGAUGGAACUCGACUCUGAAGUUGAGUGCUUGGAUAGAGAGAUUCAAGAGAUACGUGAGUUAUAUACAAAUAAUAUCCAAACGAAUUUGCAUACUCAAGGAAUUGGGGAAAAGCUCCCACCACAAGAGCCUAUAUCGGAGUCGCGUUUACGAAUGUCGGAUGAGCCAACCAUAUUGGAGUCUACAGAGCAUCGUUUAGAUGAAAUAAAUUUUCGCGCAAUAAGCAAUAAUGGUGAUAAUGAGGUCCACAAGACUGAGCCUUAUCUGCGACCUUCCAGUGAUGUUAAUGAACAAUCCCAUUCAGUUAAGAUUCAGGCAGACGAAAUUCUAAAGUUGGACACAACUACUGCUGAACGGGCUCAGGAAUCAUUUGAAUCUUCUGGUUCUAUGAUUUUGACCGACAGCCCUCCCAGUACACCUAGCAUAAAAAAUGCGGAAAGGAACACUUUUACAGCAACAGAGACCGUCAAGACUAAAAUCUUUCCUAUAUCAGAGUCUCUCCGGCGCCGCGCAGCUGAAUUAAUUCAUCGUCAAAAAGAGCGUAUUCGCAGCCUGAAGGAGGAUACCAUACUAACUCCUCCUUCCUCAGGGAUAUCCUCCGGGAGUUCAACUGAUUUUGAGCUACCACCUCCUCCGUCGCCACCACAGAAUGAGUGCGAAUCUUCGUCGACGACCAUUUCUCUGAACUCACGUCUAUCGCCCCAUUUAUAUGUCUCAACUCCUGUUGAUAUAUCGUUAGAUUCUUCUGCUAAGCCAGUGAUUGAUGAUCAAUCAGGAGUUGAACAGACGGCUAGAUCUGUCCCAACUAAGCAGAAAAUUCUUCAAAAUUAUCUUACACAGUUGUUGGGGUCUUAUGAAGGAAAGGUGGCUCCCUUAGCUUCGGAUGAUUCCAGCGACAUAUUUGUGACUCACAGUCAAUCAAAUAAUAGCUUCGUUCCUUUUGGCGUGUCGAAACCUCCGAAAUUUGCAAUCACAAAUCUCUCAGUGAUUACUGAGGAAGAUACUAGUUUGCACUCAAAUUUAACCAGUAUUCGAGGAGGAGUAGCAUCAAUUUCACUUGACUCCUCUCGUUCCAAUUUAGAUAAUAACAACGCCAGCAACCUAUCUUCAAGAAAUGCAAAAGUAGCUGAACCUAGUGAGAAUGAGGUGGAAAAUGAAUCUGCUGUUGCGCUUUCACCUCUUCUACUGGGUUUAACACAUUCUGAGUCAGAUACCGCUCUUAAAACCAGCUCAUCUGGCCAUUCCCCUUGUCACUUUACCGAACUAUCCUCGUUAUCAUCAAGUGUCAGCAACUCUACAGACAAUAGAGAGAUCAUUCAUCACUCAUGGCUAUCUUCUCUUCGUGAAAAAGAACCAUCUGUGGCAGUUUCAUCCAUUUCUAUAAGUUCAACAAAUUCCAAACCAGAUCGUUCGAUCAAAAUCGGUUGUUCUGAUCAGAAACUAGACCAUUUGGUGGAAGAAUUAUCACUUCAUUCUUCAUCGAAUUCACAAAGUAACAGUGAGUUGGAUUUGACUUCAAUGUCUUCUGGGUCUAUGAAGAGGAAAAUUGCUGUUAUAAAACCGAAAGGUAAUGAACCUCGACAACAGACUCCCUCCAGUAGUUAUUCCAGCCCUAGUGUAAAUCACCCUACUCCUUCUCAUCGAAAAAUAGCUAUUUUAAAUCCUGCUAAAGUAUCCCAGUCAGGAGGUGUUCAAGGUAUUACUAAAUCGAAUUUGGUCCAAUCGGAUUCGGGAGCCUAUUCAUCGGCGAAUUUUCAACUGUGGAGCAAUGAAUCUGUUGUCUUCUCUGGUAGUUCAAAUGACACCCUGAUGAUGGUUAAAUCCCCAACGCCAGACGCUGCUGAUGGUAGUUGUAUUAUUAACAGCCCCACAGAUCUUACUUGUACUCCAUCUCCUAACCGAAAUGGAAUUUGGUUCAAGAGUGCCAAAUACAACCUUCAGUGUCUUGGAAGUGGAGAAUCCCCACAAAUUCUCGCAAAUUCUCUUGAGACAGUUAGCACCCUAAAUUCAUCCAGUCGUCCGUCGAAUCAAUUCAGUAUUCUGUCUUCUGCUUCGUCGGCACGCAAAACUUCUCCUCCCACCACUCUUCAUAUUCUUCGAAAUGAGCAUUCAUUGGAUCUUCAAGGGGGUUCAUCUAGAUCAAGUCAACAACGCCAAACCUCCGUUAGCACACUGGCACUUCUUAAACGCCAAGACGAGCCGUUAUCUCCCAUUUCUAGCGAUUUAUCUUCACUUCUAUUUACUAAUAACUCAUCUUCCUCAUCUUCCUGCAAAGAUGAAUUAACCUCCGAGAAAAUUAAAUCACCAACGGUCAAUCGGACACAAAUUCAAACUGAAAUGCACGAUCAAGCAAUGCCACGAAGUUCUACCGAAACUGAGAGUACCCCGAAUACAUCAAGCCGCCCAUCAGACCUAUUUGAUGUUCUUUCAUCUGCUUCUUCUCCGUGUGAAGCUUCUAAUCAUCCACGAAAUUCAAAUACCUCCACGACCCUUGAAAUUCUACGAGAAGGGUUGUCAUCCGACGGCCAAACAAACUCCUAUAAAUCAAGUCAACAGGGUUCUACAACUGCCAGUACAUUAACUCUGCUCAAGAGACAUAGAGAGCCAUCUUCAUUUCUUCAAAGUGAUCUGAAUAAUCUUGAUAAUUCUCCUGCUGCUACAACACUUAGCAUUCUUCGAGAAGGACUAUCUACAACAGAUAUUCAAAACGCAGCAGAAACAUCAAGUCAAUUACAGCGCUGCACAUCCGCUAGCACUUUAACACUGCUUAGAAGGCAUGAAUUCUCGUCCAUUUUGUGCUCUAAUAACUCAAACGAUAAAAAGAAAGCAGAGCCUUUUAGGCAAAAGUCCCCAGCUUUCAAGACAAGACGUCAGGAGUCCGCACAAAGUUCCGGAACAACUCGUAAAUACCAACCACGUGAAUCAUUCAGAUCAAGUUCGUAUUGGAGUACUACGGAAACUAGUUUGAAAUGCAAUUCUUCCCCAGGUUGGCAGGAGACAGAAUCUGAUAGUUCGUGUGGUAAUUUAGACAACGCUACCUUCUAUUCAACGAUUGAUGUUUGCUUCACGACUAAUGUUUCAAAAACUUUGAAAGAAUCCGGAGAGUGUGAUGAAACGGACUGCGAAGAUGAAAUUACUAUGACGUCGUGUUUAUCGUGUGAUUCCUCUUUGGAACAGGGUAGAUGUCAUGAGGAGGAUAGUGUAGCUUGUGCAAUCGAAAAUGUCCUCAAUGCUUCCCAAUAUCCUCUUGAUGGUAGGAAGGCUACUCGUUUCUACUCUGCUACUUCCUGUAAAGCUAUUGAGUUCUCAGUGACUCCUCAAAUAUCAACUCCAAAUGGAAUACAUACUAGUCCAACAGUAAGUGUGAAAGCGGCAACUUCAAAUAAAGUUCUAACGGAGCAGUUCAUUUCAAAUACGACAAGGAAGGUCAAUGGAAAGACAUUUGUUGACGUUGCAAAAGAAGAACAAGUAAAUGGAGUAAAAGUUAAUGCCACCGUCUCGUUUCGACCUAGUGCUGUUGGGAAACAAAGUAUAGCAGGGUCAGAUAAACGAACCUCAGAACUAGCACCCAUGAGGAACAAAUAUGACAAAAAACGUGAAAGAAAUUCACCACAUUCUGUCAACCUUGAUGGUUUAAGUGAAAGGAGUGGAAAGAAAGUGACAUCUGCUAAGAAGCGUUCCAGAGACCCAGAAACAUAUAAAGGAACGUCUCAACUAGUGCCUAUGAGGUCAUCAUAUGACAAAUCUUCGAGAAAACAUGGAAGAAAUACACCUCUUUCUGACAACCUAGAUGGUUUAAGUGAAAGGAGUGGAAAGGAAAGGACAUCUGUUAAGAAGCUUUCACAAUCACCUGAAAUAUACAAAGGAAGAUCACAAGCAGCGUCAAUUAGGACCACAUAUGAUAAAACUGCGGAACAACAAGGGAGAAAUCAACCUCAAUGGGGAAAAUUUGACGGAGAAAAGGAAAGUAGGGUAGGGAAAAUGACAUCUUUAGAGAAACGAUUUAAAGCCCCAGAAACAGAUAAAAGAAUAUCUGAGGCAUUGCCAAUGAGGACCACACGAGACAAAUCUCUGGAGAAACAAGAUAGACAUCAACCUCAAUCUGACAAACUUGAUGGAGUGAAGGAAGGUAGAGGAGGGAAAAUGGAAUCUGAUGAGAACCGUUUAAAAUCAACUGAAACUGUUAAAGGAAGAUCUGAAGUUGAGACCAAGGGGACCACACAUGACAAAUCUCUGGAGAAACAAGAUAGACAUCAACCUCAAUCUGACAAACUAGAUGGAGUGAAGGAAGGUAGAGGAGGAGAGAUGGAACCAGAUGAGAAACGUUUAAAAUCCCCUGAAACAAUUAAAGGAAGAUCUGAGGUUGAGACAAGGAGGACCAAACACGAUGAAUCUCUGGAGAAACAAGAUAGACAUCAACCUCAAUCUGACAAACUUGAUGGAGUAAGGGAAGGUAGAGGAGGGGAAAUGGAAUCUGAUGAGAAACGAUUGAAAGUCCCAGAAACAGAUAGGGGAACAUCUGAGGUUGAGGCAAAGGGGACCACACAUGACAAAUCUCUGGAGAAACAAGGUAGACAUCAACCUCAAUCUGACAAACUUGAUGGAGUAAAGGAAGGUAGAGGAGGAGAGAUGGAACCAGAUGAGAAACGUUUAAAAUCCCCUGAAACAAUUAAAGGAAGAUCUGAGGUUGAGACAAAGAGGACCAAACACGAUGAAUCUCUGGAGAAACAAGGUAGUCAUCAACCUCAAUCUGAAAAACUUGAUGGAGUAAAGGAAGGUAGAGGAGGGGAAAUGGAAUCUGAUAAGAAACGAUUAAAAACUCCAGAAGCAGAUAAAAGAAUAUUUGAAGUAUUGCCCCCAAGGACCGCACGAGACAAAUCUCUGGAGAAACAAGGGGGGCAUCAAACUCAAACGGACAAAUUUGAUGGAGUAAAGCAAAGUAGAGUUGGAAAAAUGACAUCUUUAGAGAAACGUUUUAAAGCCCCAGAAACAGAUAAAAGUAUAUCUGAUGUAGAGCCACUGAGAACCACACGAGACAAAUCUCUGGGGAAACAAGGGAGAUAUCAACCUCAAUCUAACAAAUUCGAUGGUGUAAAGGAACGUAGAAGGGGUGAAAUGGAAUCUGAUAAGAAACGUUUGAAAGCCCCUGAAACUGAUGUUUUCUUAGAGGAAAUUCAUAGUUUAUCGAAUGAACGCCAAAAAGCUGGAUCGAGAGAGGCUGUUUUCCAAGAACAGGCUGAUACUUCUGUGUCUUCUGUACCCAUGGAUCCCCUUGUUAAAUCGAGUGAUGUCAAAAUGUCAUUGGAUGGAGAAGUUGAUGGUCAGGAACGGAAAUCUGAUGUUACGAAAUUAGGCGAAAAGCAAUAUUUGGCAGCUUCAAAUAUGACUCCAGUUGUUCCUGGUCGUUUGAAAUUGCCAAUUAGUGCUCCGGUAAAGAAAACGAAGCGAUUUGACCCUAGAUCUCACAAACAAGAUGUUUUGGAACAAAAAAGAAAGAGUAAUCCUAGUAAAGAAUAUUUCAAGGCGUUGAAUCGAGAUAAAAUAGGUCAGAAAUCAUUUCCUGGUCACGUGGAAGGCACAAGUCUGCCGAAAACAACCCCAGUGGCAUCUAAAGUUGACCCUAACUUUGAAAGCAAAAGUAAAGGUGAAUUACCACUACUCAAAAACAUUGAUGAUCAUAAUACUGGAAUAUCAAUUCAUUCAAACUUUCAUCCACGAGACAGAACUGAUGAUUCCCCUGAAGUUUUGAAACGACCAAUUACAAGCCACGAAAGUGCUAUAAGAUUGAAUAAAAGUUCACCUAGGCCUAGUAAGCUUGAAUUAAGCAUAGCGGUUGAUGAACCUGGUGGGGAAGUUCGAUCAGAAAGCGGUUUAUCUUUAGAUAUUAAUCUUCCAGAUUUAAAGAUGUCUAUUAAAAAACCAACAAGGCAUAAAAGUGAUUCAAAAAUUGAUAGAUCUGCUAGACCUCUUGAUGUAGAAUUGAAGAUGUCUCCGCCUGAAAAGAGCCCUUUAAGAGUCAAAUAUGGGUCACUUCCUUCUUUGAAUGUGUUCCUAGAAGACUUACCAGAUGAAGGCAAAUUUGAGGCAGAAAAAUAUGAAUCACCUCGGUCUAUUAAAAAUUUUGGGUCUAAACUUAAUUCUGCUGGACGUGAAUUGCUUCCGGAUGUUCCUACAGGCUCUAUUGCACAUCAGAGUACUGAUGGGAAAACUAAAUCUGUGGAAAAAAUUGGCUUAUUUGAAGCGAAUGAAAAACAUUUUAAAGAUCCUUCCGCUCAAUUUACCUCUGAAGAAGGAAAACACAUGCCAACUACUCAUUUUCAACGAUCAAAAUUAUUUAGGUCUAAAACUACUUCUAAAGAUAUGGAUACGACUUUUGAUGACACAAUAGAUUACAAAGAAGACAGUAAAAGUGACAGGGUUGUCAAACCUGUUCCUGAAAGACUCAAACAAUUGGAAUCUAAACCUGAUUCCUUUAAAACGGCCAGAACGCAAGUUACAGGGGAAUCUGAACAAAACUCCUGGAUGAAAGGAUCUGUACAGAAAUUUGAUUCUCUUGAAGCCGGACCUUCGCGGAAUUUACAUCCCGUGCAAAGUAUGAAAAGAGAUAAUGAGAUUACGGGUUAUUCUCCAAAAGAAGGGCAGGCAGGCACUUUAGAAGCUCAUAAGGAUAAACCUACUAGAAACAUUGAUGAAUAUCCCGUUGAUGCUGGAACAAAAAAAUCUUUAAAAUUUGGUGUUGACGUAGUUUCUGAAAAAUCAUCAAACGGUAUCGAAAAACAUGGUCAACGGAAAAUCGGAGAUAAAAACUUGCACAUUAUGGAUGAUCAUCUAGCUCCGGCGUCUAGCAGCAAGAACGUAGGCAUGACUGAAGUUUCACAAACUCAAGGAGCGUUACUGAAAAAUACAACUUUGAAAAUUGCUAAACCUUCAUCCUCCCUAAUGCCUCGUCCUGUUCAAUCACCAAAUUUUUUGGCAAGAUCGAAUUUAAAGUCAGGUUCUAGAAGUCCCUCUGUCUCUCGUGGUGCUAGUCCUAUUAAUUCAUCUGGAUCAAGAUCCCAUAUACCUUAUAUACCUUCCGAUUUGGUUAAGCAUCUUGAAAAAUCAGCUGAGUUGAAUAGGAAUGUACCGGCUAUAUCCACUUCAAAAUUUAAACCAAUUUCUUCUAGAGAUGCCUCUUCAAAGGGAAAUCGUUCAGUCUCACCUGCUAAAAGGCCUAAUUCAUCUUUAUCAAAAAAUGUUACACCAAAAGAUGCAAGAUCUCGCGAUCUAAGCUUGGAAAGUGGUAAAGCGACUGAGAUUGUUUCUCCAAGAUUAAGAGGAUUGACAGAUAAUUUCGCGAUUGAUUCAAACAAGCGAAUGAAAAAGUUAGCUACAUCUCCUUCAGCAUCCAAACCCGUUUCCAAAAGUUACGAUGGGAAGGGUGUUUCAGAUAUCCUUUCAAAGUAUAAGCCAGAUCAGAAGGGAAAUCUAUCUCCAAGUGAAAUUCCAAUAUCUCCUACACCGAGGCCGAUUUCUCCCAGUGUUGAGGAAAAGCCUAUUGUAGAAGAAUCCUCCAAAUACAACCUUGAUAGAAGAGGUAAUCGAUCCGUUUCACCCUUAUCGCAACAUAGUUCUUCUUUGGAAAGAAUUAGUAGUUCUAUUAAAAGGGGAACGUCAGCCCAGCCAUCCCCUACACCUAGGGAAAAGAAAGUUGUAUCUACUUCUGCUAAAAUUCAUAGAGAUCUGGUUUCAAGAUCAAGUUUGGCUUCAAAAGUUCUAAUUUCUCCAAAACCCUCUGGUGUAUCACCGCGUGGGAAAACUUACAAUAAGGAAAUUGCUGGUUCUUUGGAGAUCGCUCCAAAGAAAAAGGUUAAAGGCAAAUUUGCUAAUGGAAAACCGAAGUCGCCCUAUUCUGCCGAUGCUUUUGGAACUCUGAAAACGACUGGAAAUGCGUCUCAACUCAAUAAAUCGACUGGAUUAGCAAAACAACGUAUUCCACCCACCCCAAGGAUAGGAAUUUUAGAUGAUUUUCACGCGACUUCACUGCUCGCUAAAAGAUCUCCGAAUGCUGUAAUUAAGGGUCCUGCGUCCCGAAGCCUAGAUAAAGUACGAGGUAAUAGAUCGAAAUCUCCCAUCGGCACAAAAAGUAACCAACGCAAGAAUAUACGAAAGAACAUUUCUGUGGGUUCUGGUCUGAGAGGAAAGAGUUCGAGAUCUCCUGAUGUUAAGUCUGAUCAAUUAGAUGCCGCUAUUGACAGUGAAACUGGAGAAGCGAAAGAAGAGUUACCUGGGUUUCCAAAGAAGGAUUCAUCACUUAUUGGCCAUUCUAAAUCUGACAGUGAUGGUUUAGAAAAUAUGGAAAAUAUCGAGGAUAUGGUGUCUAGCAUUUCAGUUGCAGAGGAAGCUGGUGCUAAGAAGGUGGAAGUCAUCAAUAAUGUGAUUGCAAAUACUGAAGAAAGAGCAAUAAAAAACAAUAGGAGACCAAAUGUCCACAGUGCUAAGAAAGCAGCUACUUCUGCUAAGAAAUCACCCAGAACUAAAUCCCCAAUUGGAACCAAAAGACGUUUGAAAACUCCUAGACGACCAAUACGUUAUCGUUCCCAAUCUAAAGUGAGAUUGCCAAUGUGGAAAAGAAAGCAUGCUGUUAAAGCAAGGUUUCAUACGCUGCCGAAACUGAAAGACAAAAAUGCAGACUUGAAAAGAGGAACGCCUGUUUCUAAACCGAAACCGACGGCAGCUUUACCUGAUUCUCCCACUUCUGAAACCAACUCAAGCCUUUCGAAAAAGGUGAAACUAUCUCACAGUUCAAAGGGAAGUGAAUCAACGUUGAGUGUGAGUGGGGGACGAUAUAAUACAGUUACUCCUACUUAUAUACCUCCUCAAAAUGAAGGGACUGAUUCUUCGGCAAACUGGUCGCCUAGAAAUUUUGCCCGAUCAGAACCAAUUUGCGAUGGCCGAAGAAAACGGUUAUAUAGCUUGCAGGUAGAAGAGGUACUUGCAACAAAUUUCCCAUUCGAGCGAUUUCGCAUUAAGGUAGAUAUUAUGAAAUAUAUGAAAGCAUUUAGAAUUUGUAUCAUUGAUGUGGAUGGUUCCCAGCUUCUGAUGUCAGUCCAACAGUCAUUGUUAAAAUUUAUGAAAAGACCAGCGGGAGGUAACUCUCCCUUAGAGGGGUCAAGAGAAUCUAAGAUUCGCAAAUCCGAAUGUCAACUCGCAUCAGUUACAUCUGAAUGCACAAAAAGCAUCGAGUCGCCCGAUCGUGCUAAAUUCCGAGUUGAAGUCAAUAAAUCCGUCGCCGAAAUGAAAUUAAAUCUCCCUGGUUCCGUGAAAACCCUUAUUAAAUAUAUGAAUGCCGAGUGGUGUUAUCAUUUAUCUACCGUGAUUCAAAGUGAAUCAUUCAAGAAAUUAGCGAAUUUUAUUGAAAAUGAGCGUUUAAAGGGGACAAUUUACCCUCCUCAAGACGAAGUUUUUACUUGGAGUAAGUUGACUCCCCCUGGCAAAGUGCGAGUGGUUAUUCUUGGUCAAGAUCCUUACCAUGGUCCACACCAAGCUCAUGGCUUGGCUUUCUCAGUAAAACGACCCCAAAGACCACCUCCUAGUUUAGUUAACAUGUACAAAGAGAUCGCUUCGGAUUGUUGCGACUCUAUUCCGUCUACUUGGCCACCACCGCACGGGGAUCUUACGCGAUGGGCAGAACAGGGUGUUCUUCUGCUUAACGCUGUCCUUACUGUUCGAGCUUCGCAGCCCAAUUCGCAUAAGGACCAGGGUUGGGAAAGUCUUACUGGUGCUGUCGUCAGGCAUAUAAAUCAAAAUUGUUCUAAUGUUGUAUUCCUACUGUGGGGUGCGAAUGCCCAAGCUCAGGGUGCUGGAAUUGAUAAGAAAAAGCAUCUAGUUCUCCAAGCUCCUCACCCAUCUCCCUUUUCCGCCAAUCGUGGAUUUUUCGGUUGUCAACAUUUCAGCAAAGCCAACGCCUAUCUCAAGGAACAUGGGCUGGAAACCAUCAAGUGGACUGAUCUCGGCUGA
Molecule: messenger RNA, 11061 nt
Organism: Rodentolepis nana
Lineage: Eukaryota; Metazoa; Platyhelminthes; Cestoda; Cyclophyllidea; Hymenolepididae
Source: the annotation of a GenBank genome assembly